Messenger RNA from Anopheles funestus (African malaria mosquito), 4855 nucleotides. RefSeq names its product Krueppel-like factor luna. Gene Ontology annotation, molecular function: RNA polymerase II cis-regulatory region sequence-specific DNA binding; DNA-binding transcription factor activity, RNA polymerase II-specific; zinc ion binding. The transcript has 3 exons. Gene Ontology annotation, biological process: regulation of transcription by RNA polymerase II. Gene Ontology annotation, cellular component: nucleus. Lineage: Eukaryota; Metazoa; Arthropoda; Insecta; Diptera; Culicidae. Bases 2245 to 4593 code for a protein of 782 amino acids. The record is from RefSeq and is a predicted model, not a curated record.
ACGCAAAAGGUGUAUUUCAAACACAUGGUGAAAGGAUUUCACUCAACGAUUGAAGCAGUUUGUGGUGUAGAAAACCCGUAAACGAACAAUAUAAAGCAUAUUUUACAGUUAAUGGGACACCUUUCAAUUGACGUCUCGCGUCGUCAUUCCGCUCGUAAUACCACCCCUAUCGUCAUCGGUGAGAAGAGGUCGAUGAACCGAACGGAGGUCUACAGCAACCUAGUUCGCAAAUCGCUAGCCGCUCUGCUUGUUUCCACUCUCUCAUUCGUGAAACGAUUUUUGCUUAGUUCCACCAAGACGCUGAACAGCGGUCAAGCAGUUGGCAGUGUUCCGAUCUAAACAGUGCAUUUCCUUACGGGACGAAUGUUGGGUUGCGUUUGAUGAAUGACCUCGGACAUCGGUAGUGCAAACAGUGUAUCGGUGCAUGUGCAGUGCAUCCCCGUGACACGUACCGUACACAUUCCCUUUUGAAGAAGGGGAAGAGCAGAAAGAAGAGGUCACACCAUUGUGUGUAUGUGUGUGUGGGGUGGUGGUAAGAAAUGGGAUGAUAGUGUGCCGUCUACCUUUUUUCUUGUCCCGUGUCUAGCGUGUGCAAAAACAAAAAAAAAAAGCUACCCCAUCAGCAGCGUACACAUACUAUUGGUGACGUAUCGGUUUGUUGUGUUCGGUUGGCAGACCACCGUCACUAUCAUUUCCCACCCCGCUCCGCUUUGAACGGCCGUGUGAAAGAGCAAGCAUCAGAGUAGCCGUUUCUUUUGGUUGGUUGCGGAAGGGAAGCGUGUGAUGUGCGCGCGGGUGUGGUGAAUAAAUUUGACAUUUAUUUGUUAUUGACCUGGGACGUGUGCGAGAGCGCGGACCGUCGGGUCUGUUGGACGAGGCAGCCGGGCGGCUGGUAGUACAACAACACAACCGCAACAGCAGCAACCUUCUACAGCAAGCCCCGUCAACGUACUUGGCGCCCGCGUUGUUGGAACGCAUGAAAGGCAACCCGCGCGACGGGUAAACUCACCGACCGCUCGAGGUCACCGCACGUGUGCAUGAACGAGCGAACAACAGCAAACGUGCGGCAGUAGAAGUGAAAGAGCUGCUAUACACGUACCGCGACAACGACGACGACGACGGCAACGGAGGACAAAACCAACAACGGCAACAACAGCACACCCAGCAAGGCCUCCUUUUAGCAUCGAUGACGAGCGCGACGAGCGCGCACACUGAGCAAAAGUAGCAAACAGCCAGCAGCCGUACUAAUCUGCGUUCGUGGAAAGUGAAGUGCGCUAGAAAGGUGGCCCUAUUUCAUUAUUUCCCGGCAAAACGAUCUCCCUUUCCGCGCGUAUUGGACAAGGGAAUGCCAAGGGGAUGUACCCGGGAUUAGAAGGGCCGAGCACCAUAUCACGACCCGGCCGCUCUGUUUUGUGUGUGUGUGUUUGUACGUUAUCGAAGCAAAUGCUUCUCCCUGGCAUGCCGCACCAUAAGCCGUUGCCUAGCAGCUGCCAUCCACAUUCUACUGAGCGUUAGCUGUGACGUUGUUUACUAGGGAUGUAAGUGGAAAGUCUCCGCAGACACAGAUCUUCCCUAGUGCGCCAUUUAUUUGUUCUCCGUGCAAAUUGCGUGUGAUUUUGUGAUUGCGGGUGUUUUUUUUUUUGCAGUGUCUAGUGUAAAAAAGAUUAUUCGAUUACUAAGAAAAUUGUCGAUUUUCACACACAAAGACGCGCGCGAAGAAGUUCCUACAAUUAAAGUGACGAGACGUAAACAAAAGGUGUUGACGCAUCGGAAUCGCGUUGACGCGUAGUACUACCGCUGUUCGUAGAGUUUGCAGCAGUUGCAAGGAAAAAAAAAACAUCGUGAUUAGCGAAAACAGAGAAAUACCUGGAGGUGCGUUGUUGUUGUUGUUGUUGUUGGUGGUGUAUUUCGCGCGUACCACCCAAGUGAAAGUCUUUUCUGCGUCCCGUCUGCCUGCUACGUGGUGGUACGAUCGUGGGAGUAAAAGUGGCAUAUGCACCGUACUAGCGACACCAAUCCGUCCACUGUUCGGUACGGUGUCCCGCGUACGGUUUGUUCACGUGGCCGUACGCAACGGGGAGAAAAAAACCCGCUCCCAACACCAAUAAACUCUGGUGCACGGAGGAGGUGAGCUUACGCGAUGUUUAUCGCCGGUCAAAACGUUUGAAACCGUUCCUUCCUAUUCCGGAGUGAGAGCGCGCGCGUUCGGGAGCGCAAUGAGUGUGAGCCGCAGGUGGAGGGACAAUGACGCAAGAAGAAGUGCCGCUACCGUCGAAACGGUUCGAAACCUGCUGCCGGCUCUGUCUGUCGGGGGACGAACUUAGCUGCAGCCUGUUCCCGGUGGUGACGCAUCCGGACGGGACGACCGACGGUGAUCACCGUACCCUGCGUACCGAGCACCGGCUCAUCGAGAUGAUACUGGAGUGUACCUCGAUUCAGAUAACCUUGGAGGAGGACUACCCGGCGAAGGUCUGCAAAAAGUGUGUCGAAACGGUCGACACAUUUUAUCAGUACCGGAGGCGCUGUCUCGCCAACGAUCAAAUACUUCGGCUAGAGCGACAACGCGCGGGAGGCCAGCGGAAGAACAACAAUAACAAUAACAAUGAGGAGGACGAGGGAAACACGUCGUCAUCACCGUUACUACCAUCCGUGCACCGGUCACCGGGUAAUGGCGAAAGCAGGCAGCACCAGCAGCAAACGCAACGUUCGUCACCGGCCGCCGGAGGAACGUCGGUAACGAUGGUCCCGGCAAUUAGGAUUAAAAGUGAGCCACUGCCGCCACUGGAUCAGCGGCGGGUCAGCGGCGAGGAGGUAAAGCAGGACGGGGAGCAGUAUGUACCGUCGGCGGUGGAGCACGAUGCCGCAUCCACGGCCGACGGUGGUAUGUCGUCAAUAUUGAGAAGCAUUUUGCUGCAAACGCGCGAUUCCACUACGAGUCGAUCGUCGCCCAACACGGAACCGGAAUCACCCCGUCAAACGCCCCAGUUGCUUCCCAUUCAUCCGCCACCGUCGUUCCCGUGUACCGACACUGUUCCGGAGGAGCGACCCGAGGACGAAGAUGAAGAGAAGGACGUUAAACCCUCGCUUUUGCAGCAAAUGUUGCUGCAGCAACAAUGCUGCACAUCCCCUGCCAAUCGUUCGCCUGCGAAACUAAGUGAUUCCAAUUCCACGACGGCCGUUGGUGGGCAGGACGGUUCGUUAUCGGCUAGUACUACCAGCAACACUUCUACCGCGACCACCACCACCAGCACCACGUCCUCGCUGUUGAAGCGAAUGUUGCUCGACGGCAGUGGAACAACAGUGGCCGCUAGUGCGGCGCAAGAGCAAACAACUGCACAACCGCCGGGUUCCGUUUCACCGCUGGAGGGAACGAGCUGCCAGCAGCAGCGGCAUCGCACCAAACAUGAACCUCCGAGUGCCACCAACACACCGUCACCACCAUCGUCCGUGCACCGGCCGAAGGAAGAUGUGCCUUUGCCAAACGAAACGCCCCUUGCAUCGCAGCUUCGCUCGAUACUGCUGCAGCACCGGGCUACGAGCUGCUGGGCACGGACCACCUCCCUGUCCGAUGGGUCCCCGGAACUGCCGACCCACCAGCCGCAUGGUUCCGAUACCGACCAAAAGCCGAACACCGUACCAAACACCGAAAAGCCGGAAGUAUCGUACGUGCGAAGUUUAUUCCUGCGCAACGAUUCCGACUCGGAGAGUGAACCACCGCCGGUUGAGGAUCAGCGGGAGAUGUUGCUAUACGCAAUGUUUCAUGAACUGCGGGCACGCCAACAGCAGCAGCAGCAGCAGCAACAGUCACAAUCCGGUUUCUCCACCGAUUCGGAUGAUGAUUCCGACGAUCUGCCGCAAGAUUACCGGAUGCCGAGUGUACGCCGACGGAGCACGGAUUCGGUGGAAUCGCGCAGCAAACGGCGCCGAAUGGAAUAUCCCUGUUUGCUGUGCGGCCGAACAUUUGCCGGGCGGACCAAGCUGGUGCUACACAUGCGUACGCACAUGAUGCUCGACGGUGCAACGGAUGGGAGUUCUCCACUUUCCGGUACUGCAGGGUCGGGUUUCAAUGCAGUCGCAUCGGGCGGCACACCAACCCACACCUUGGUACCCGGCGUAUCGUUACCGAACGGUGCCGGAGAUGUGGAAGAUAUUGCUACCGGUCGGUUAGUAAUUGCCCAGCAGCACCACACACGGAACGAUGAAGCGUUCGGUGGGAGUAUCGUUGGCAAUGAGGACGAAAUAGAUGCGCUCGAACGGCGCUCGUACGCGUGCUAUAUCUGCGGUGCGGAUCAGAACAAUUUGCACCAGCUCAAGGAACAUCUGCUCGCAGCGCAUCAGGAUCGGAUACGAUCGCGUGGCCGGACGCGCGAACGCCAAAAAGCAUCGAUCGCUUGUGAGAUCUGCCAGCGCCAGUUUCGCAGCCAGUUUGCGUACGGUGAGCAUAUGCGGACGCACACCGGCGAACGGCCGUUCCCGUGCGAUCAGUGUGAUAAGCGGUUCCCGAGACGGUUCCAGCUUCUCGGCCAUCUGUACAAUGUGCACAAGCAGUCCUGGGUAGCGGACGAGUCAAAAGCGAAGUUCGCGAAAAAGUGAACCUUCUCUCCUUCCUGCCCUUCCUCGCUCGCUUAUGUGUAUGUGUGCGUCGUGGCCUUCCGAGCAAAAAGAAGAACAAUAUAAAAUACGAAUUUUACUAUGCCUUAGGAGUUAGCAAGCGAUAGUUUGGACGAAAGCAGAUUAUAAGUAGGUAAGCAGACGUGUCCGAGACAUGUGUUUUGUUUUGUUCGUAGCGUAAUUGUUGCUAGUUAUUAUACAGAGGAAGGAAAAAUAUACUUAUAUACAUAAUAUUUUUAACAAA